UAUCAUCAUCAUAUAUCUGCACACUUACAGGCCGUUGUUUCAGUCGACUGCUGUUUUACGAUCCAUCAAGAGCUUUGGUUUGCUUUGGGUUUUUCACAUCGGCAACAUGAUGAACAGGGUUGUGAUCGGACUCUUUGCUGUGCUCGGAUUCUUCGCUUUAUCCGAAGCCCUGAAAUGUAAUCAGUGUAAAGUUGGCAUUUUAGGCAAAUGCUUGUUCAACUCUGAAGUGACAUGUGCUGCCUCUGACAUCAGCUGUUUCACGGCCAAAGCAGAGUUUAACGUGACUGGAUUUUUGAGCCUUUCCACGAGUGGAUGCACUGCUAAUUGUAACAACACAGAGGGAAGCAUUCUGGGAGCGGGAUACACCGUCACUAAAACCUGCUGUACUGUCGAUCUGUGCAAUGGAGCAAGCAGCACACAAAUCUCUAUGACCGCAGCUCUCAGCGCCGCCCUGCUGGCUGCAGUCUGGGGCAACUACAUGUUAUAAAACCAACGUAUUCUGUCACGCUAUAUUCACGUUAGCUUCAUGAAGCAGAAUUGAUGUAUGAAGAUGAAAUCUCUGCCGAGUGAUAUUCUGUUAUUUUAUUUUAUUCUUUUUCUAAUCUUAUUACAAAAUGUUGUUUUUAUAUAUUGUUUUCAUAUAUAUAUAAAUAUAUAUAUUAAAUAUAUUUCUCUUUACUUCUAGUUAUGUUUUUGCUCUCCUCAGAAUAUGAAGGAUAAUAAAUGUAAAAAAAACAGAAAACUGUGACAGUUUUAUAUGCUUUUAAAACAAUGUAAAAAUAAAGAGUGAAAAACUG
Molecule: messenger RNA, 797 nt
Organism: Misgurnus anguillicaudatus (oriental weatherfish)
Lineage: Eukaryota; Metazoa; Chordata; Actinopteri; Cypriniformes; Cobitidae
Source: RefSeq, a predicted model, not a curated record